CCCAUCUAUAUCUUGUUCCUAUAAAUAUUUUAUGACGUAACUUAUCUCUCUUCUUUUUCCCAUCGAAUCUAGGGUUUUUGCAGCAGCACCACAGCAAUGGGGAAGGGAACAGGGAGUUUCGGAAAGAGGAGGAACAAGACACACACACUGUGUGUGAGGUGCGGCCGCCGCAGCUUCCACUUGCAGAAGAGCCGCUGCUCCGCCUGCGCUUACCCGGCCGCUCGCAAGAGGACAUACAACUGGAGUGUGAAAGCCAUCCGAAGAAAGACGACGGGAACCGGACGCAUGAGGUACCUCCGCAAUGUCCCCCGCAGAUUCAAGACCAACUUCAGAGAAGGUACCGAGGCUGCACCAAGGAAGAAGGCUGCCGCAGCUGCCUCUGCUUAGGUUAUUAUUAUCUCUUAAAUUUUGUUAGUGUUAUGGAUCAAAGACCACUUCACUUCAUUGCUGUAUCUCACUUUGUUCUGUCCCUCUGCUUAUGUUCAUCUAUUCACUCUGUCCACGAACCAAUUUCCAUUUUACACCCCAAACUCUUUAUGAAACGUGGGGUGGAUUUCUAUA
Molecule: messenger RNA, 561 nt
Organism: Salvia hispanica
Lineage: Eukaryota; Viridiplantae; Streptophyta; Magnoliopsida; Lamiales; Lamiaceae
Product: large ribosomal subunit protein eL37x-like
Biological process (GO): translation
Cellular component (GO): cytosolic large ribosomal subunit; ribosome
Molecular function (GO): RNA binding; structural constituent of ribosome
Source: RefSeq, a predicted model, not a curated record